ACAGCCUUCUGUAGAGUGUCAGUGCGCAGCGGACACCAUCAUGAAGACAAACUAAGCUGGGGGCGCUGGCCACUCUUCCCUCCACACCCAGCGCUGUGCUGCGUGCUGGACCUGAACAGCUGCAGGGUCCAGCAGGGCUGCUCCUCCUGUCCUCGCCCUGCCACUUAUGGUCUGCUGAGAAAGAAAGAAACAAGAUCAGGAUGAUAUAUUUUUAAACUUUUUUUUUUAAAUUUUUUAGCAAGAUAAAUUUCUAAGUUAGACACCUCCUGAUCUGUGACAAAGACGAUUCGGAUUUGUUUUAAGGAUUGUUAAGUAUUCUCCUUUCCUGAAUUUUUCUCCACCUUGAGAGAAAGUAGAACCAGCGCGUGUUGUUGUGGACUCUUUAAACAGGAAAACCAAAACAGCCGAGAUCACAACCAUGCCAGAAGGAACGAUCGAACGUCCGCUCUCGCCCUCUCUCCCCAGGGACUGCGGACACGAGUGCAGAGUGUGUAAGGUGAAAGUUGGAAGCCUGACUGAAUAUGCCAGCCACAUCUCCAGCCCCACGCACAAACAGAAUGUGGAGACUGCUGAUAAACAUCAAGCUUGGCACAACCACGACGAAGACUACUUUGACCAGUCCUUGGUGGACCUGGUAGAAAAGAGAAACGAACAGAUAAGAAAAGAAAAGGAAGCGUUGGCUGCAAAGCUAGCAAAAGAAGAAGAAGAACAAAAGAAGAAAGAGAAGUUUGAGCAAAGACUAAAGGAAGUUAAGGAGCGGUACCAGCUAAAAAAUGUGUUGCAGCCACCUUUGCAGGGUUCAAGUCAGCACAGGUCUUGGCACAGGAGCAAUUAUUAUAAUGUCAGCGCAGAAGAGGCAAGACCUUGGAACCAUAACAACAAAGAGGGGAAGAGUGCCACUUGGCAUGCUCAGGAGCCUCCCAACUUCCAGAAAUGGGCAUCCAAUGAGUUUCUGGGUAGAAGAAAUGAAAGCCAAAUAGGGCGAAGUAACAAGACUUGGGGCUAUGGUGCAUAUGAUGGCAAUCAGCAAAGUCGACUGCCUUGGCUCAGCAGUGAAGGAAGUAGUUAUGGACUAUAUGGCCAAAACAAUAUUUCCCGGUAUGCUCAAAAGGCCCAGCACAAGGGUUUCCUAGGACCUCAUUUAUUUCAGACUCCGUCCGGUUCUUAUUCCCAGGCUUUUAACCAGUUUCAAGGUACAGGGAACAACAAAGGUAGUCUGCAGGAAGCAGGGCUUCAAAGUGAGGUGACGGAAACAGACCUCAAUAGUAGUAAGAAGACUUUUGGUAGCAAUACAAAGCUAGACAAAAGCUGUCGUUGGACACCCUAUUCAGUCACUCCUGGAAUGCAUAGUGAUACUCAUCCAAAUACAUCUGAGAAGCAUCACAAAGCUCCUAAACCCCAAAAGCACGAAGUCAUUGGCUCUAACAGGAACUCCCAACCUGGGAAUGAACAAGGGCGCUUCAUCUCAAGUAGACUUAGUGAGGAAGACAAAGUGAGGCAUCAAACAAUGACAAAAUCUAAUCUCAGUCAUAGAAGUGAUAACAGCACUAAAGGAAACAGUUCUCAGAUAGGUGGGAGCCUAAACUCUACAUCUGUCCCCUCCAGUCAAAAGGCAAACAAGAAAUGGUUUAAUUCUUCUUUGUCUGGUGCCAGAAGUGGAACUCAGCACAACAAGGCUUGCAGUGAAGAUCUACCACUGGCAAAAUCAACUGGAAAUCAACGUGGACCCAAAGAAUCUGUUCGGUCCCUUCAGUCAAAGCAGGAAAGGCACCUACCAGGAUCACCCAACAUAUCCAGACAGAUUGUUUCGGAACAGAGGGACUCUUUGAGUAGCUCAGUUUACAACAGGGGGAAAGUGACACUUCCCAAGGAGGAGCAGCAAAGGGAACAGGGGCACAAUCAAACUGAAGCAAACAAAGAAAAAAGCUGUUGUCACAAUUCAGCUAAACCACCAUCACCUGUUACACACAGGACAGAAAAGUCUGCACUGCAAAUCAUCACCUCUACCACAGAGAGCUCAGAGGCUGCAGAAUCUGUUGGAAACCACCAAGAAGAAAGUAAGAAAGAGGAGAAACAACCCUCGGUGGUUCCACAUGAGGCCAUGCAGGUCACAGAGGCAGGGCACAGCUCAGAGAGCGACACCUCCAACACAGUGUCUGGGACAAACAUUUUAACUUUAUCCAAACUUGACCUUCCCACUGUCUUAAAACGUGAUCUCACUAAACACAUCAGCUCCAAGAGCAAAACAGCCACCCACGAGCCAAACCUCAACAUUGCCAGACGGGUACGCAAUCUAAGCGAGUCACGCAGAAGUGACACGGAAAAGGACUUUGGUCUCAAACCAACUGUACGGCAGCUCAUCAGUUCAUCUGGCUCGGGCCGCAACGUGAACUGGGAUCAGGUGUACCAGGAAGUUAAAAAGAAGCAAGACAAGGGAAAAGGCAUGCCGAGGUUUGGUAUAGAGAUGGUGCCAUGUGAGCAGGAGAGCCAGAGCCAAGAGGAGGAUGAAAUACCCCUUCUAGAAGGUUUUCAAUGGGAGUCUUUGAUGGACGUCUCUGCCCAGGGCACCUCCCGAAAGCGCUCCUUGUCUGAGAGCAGCUUCGCACCAGCAUUGACUCAUCCCCCGUUUGCAUCUUUGACUGCAGAGGAGACAGCGCAGAGAGAACCUCUCAGUUCAGAGCAGCUGAGGACUUCAGAUUCUCCCAGUUCCUUAUCUGCCCCAGACAAAAAAGACCAUCAGUGUCAACCAGAGAGCAAAGUGCAGAAGCAUCCAGAGAAACUAACGUCUACAGCCAUGAAAGUUCUCCAGAGGUCUGAUUCAGCGCUUGGCGACAGCAGCUCAGAAACGGAGCAGAACGAUGGUCAGGGAACAGGAAAGAGGAGAAGGGCAGCCAAGGAUGUUCCCAACACAGAGACAUCUUGUCUGGAACACAACAGUAAAAGAAGAAAACUAAAAUCCAAAAGAGAGCGUUUACAAAUCGACCAGCUGCUUACAGUGUCACUGAAGGAGGAGGAGCUGAAUCGGUCCUUGCAGAAUGUUGACACGAGCUUGAUCCAGGCCCGGGCGGCGCUGGACGUUGCCUACAUGAAGGUGCAGCGACUUAUGGUGCUUAAACAGCAGAUUACUGUUGAGAUGGGCACACUGAGAAACCAGCGAAUUGAGUUACUUAAAGGAAUUCAAGGUACAAGUAUGGAAGCACCUCAGGUCAAGCUAAAAGAAGAAAAGAUGGAUUCAUGGGAAACUGAGCCAUCAGUCAUGCCCUCCUCUGGUUUGGACACUGUUAUUUCCAGUCCUCAUCAUGGCACAGAAAGCGGCUCCCUUCCCUUCUCCAGCCUUCCGUUGUCUGUAGUUAUCAAGGAGGAGCCCCAGUCCCCAAUCCAUGUCAGCUCAGAGCAGGGCACUUUCAACUUUAUGACCCUCUGUGCUCAUAGUACAACUCCAGAGCUGCCCGUCGCUCCAGCUUCUUCAGAUCCUGCCUGUAACCUUCAGCCCUCUCCUGCAGUAAAACUUGAGCCUUCACAAGCUAACUGUGUGGAACCAGCAGAGUGCAAAGAUAAAUUUCCUGCAAAGGUUGAAAUGACAGAAACGUCUAUUGAAGCCCUGAGGAACUGCAGCAGCUCACUACCAGAUGCCAAAGGCUUCGUGAAGCCUUUCAGCAGGAAAGCUUCUGAGGUUGGGAGCAUUGUUGACUGUGCGGACAACCAGUCAGUGUCCUCCCCCACAGUCUUUAAUACGCUCGCCGCGCCUUUAGAAAUGAGAAACGAGAAGCGAGUGAGGAAGCUGAAGAAGAGGAAGGUGUUGAAAAAGGCUCAAGGGACAGAGCAGCCUGAGAGUAGUGACUCUGAGAUGGUGGAAGAAACCGCAAAGCCAAGAUGGCUGCGACAGCGCAGGAGACCUAGUGGGGGCUCUCAGGUCAGUACCUCCAGUCAGCCCACAGACGACAGAGAGAUGAACAUGAAUACAGAUGACAACAAGAAGAUGCUCAGUUUACCACUUAAAGCCAUGAAUGUGAAGGAGGACCAAAAAUCUCCUGAAAAGAUAACUGAGCUUCAAGCCCCCAUGACUGACCCUGCGGCGAACGCUGAUUUAAAGGAAAGUAUGGAGGUCACAGCAUGUCAGCAGCAUCAGAUGGAUGGCCUGCUUCCACCUCCCCCUUCAGGGCUCAUCCCAGACUCCUGUAGACCUGGACCACAGAGCCUGGCCUGCAACGAGGUCUCCUCCACCAGUGACAUGGAUCUGUGUAAAUCUGAGAGUGAUUUACCAUUUUCCAUCACGUUGCCCAAGAAUUCAUCAGAUGCCUUUUCUGAUCACGCUGGGGAUGAGAUUCUGACCGAAGGAGUGUUUGAAGGCCACCAGGAGGCGGUGAACGCCAUCCAGAUCCACAACGGGCUGCUGUACACCUGCUCCGGAGAUCAAACCAUCAAAGCUUUUGACCUGGUGAGUCAUAAAUGUGUGGGUGUGUUUGAGGGUCACAACUCCAAAGUGACCUGUUUACUGGUGUCAGCAGCUCCUUGCCUGCAUUAUCGCCUUUAUUCUGGUUCCAGUGACCAGACCAUCCGCUGCUACAAUCUCAAGACACAAGAAUUUGAGCAACACUUCUCUUUGACCGACCGAGUCCUCUGCCUUCACAGCCGCUGGAAGACCUUAUACGCUGGUCUGGCCAACGGCACCGUGGUGUCGUUCAACCUCAGGACCAACAAGCAGAUGGAUGUGUUUGAGUGCCACGGCCCACGUGGUGUGAGCUGCCUGGCCUCGUCACAGGAGGGAGCCCGGAGGAUCCUGCUGGUCGGCUCUUAUGACAACACGAUCAGCGUGAGAGCAGCCAAGAACGGGCUGCUGCUGCGCACGCUGGAGGGCCACACCAAGAGCGUUCUCUGCAUGACGGUGGUCAAUGAUCUUGUGUUCAGUGGAUCGAGUGAUCAUUCCGUCUUUGCCCACAACAUCCAUACGGGGCAGCUAAUGCAUGUUUAUAAGGGCCACAGCCAUGCCGUUACCGUGGUGACCGUCCUGGGGAAAGUGAUGGUGACCGCCUGUCUGGACAAACUGGUCCGAGUCUAUGACCUACAGUCUCAGAAGCUGCUGCAGGUGCACGGUGGACACAAAGACAUGGUGUUGUGUAUGACCGUCUUCAAGAACAUGAUCUACACAGGAUGUUAUGAUGGGAGCGUUCGAGCCGUCAGGCUGAACCUGAUGCAGAACCACCGCUGCUGGUGGCACGGCUGCUCGCUGGUCUUUGGGAUGGUGGAGCAUCUGCAGCAACACCUGAUCGAGCACCACGCUAGUGCCAGCCUCCAGCCGCUCAAGUGCCGCUGGAAAAACUGCGAAGAGUUUUUCUGUGUGCGCAACAGCCCCAAACAGAUGCUGCACCUGCAGAAACACACUGAGGAGCUGACUGAAGUGGAGCCUUAGGUGGUGGGAACGUAGUUUCACCCUGAGCCCCUCUGCCUUCUCUUAAUCUCUCUCCCCCCAUAUUGGGGGGCAUUUUCUCGGGACCCUCCUAGCUCAACAGCGCUCCCCCGGAGCCUGACGAGUGGAGUUUGAUGACUUCAUCUUUUUAUAUUUGGUGUUGGAAUCCAACCAUGAUUCAGCGACGAAGGGAGAGUUGUUUUAUUGUUUUUAUAAACACACUUAAAAACACUUCCUGUCCUUUUGUCCGUCUACUGCAUUUCCUCUUUCACUGACCAAAGCGAGACAAAGAAACACGACUUGUUUGUUGAAGAAACUUCAGCGUUGCCAGCAUGAGAGGCCCGUCGCUCCUUUCUGUUGAAACCCAACCCAGCAGUUAGCUUGUAGACGCUCCGCAGUAUGGUAUGGUUGAGAUGCUUUUAUAGUUGUGCAUUUGUGAUGUUGAGCAAUGUGUAGUUAUUUCUCUUUUAUUUAGAUUUUUUUUUUUUCACGACCAGGGUGAGUUAUGUUGUGGAAAGUCCACUUUGUGAUUUGUUUUGAAGGAAAAAGGUUUAGAUUCUAUUUUAGAAGACACAUUCUCUCUUUUUGUUUAAUCCAGGUUUCUGUGUAUUUGUUUGCUGCUCGCUCAGGUGUGAGAGGAACGUUUGACUCGGUUUGGGUUGCUUUUUGAAAUUUAUGGAGGUUUUUCGUGUUUUAAUUUGUGGAUUUACUCCCUAAAGUUGUUGACAGGAUGUCGUUCUUCCAAGAGCGAGUGUGAGAUGGUGUUUUUAACCUUUAUUUUAUUUUUCCUGUGUGGAGUUUAUUUAGUCAAGCAGAAGGCAACAGAGCUUUAUUUCCAACAGUGAUAGUUUUCUCUGUGUGGAGUUGACGGAUGUUUAUAGGAGGUGUUUGAUGGAAGAUAUUACAGGAAAGGAUUGUUUCAUUUCCCAUGCCAUACUUUCUCAUGCUCCAUCAUAACAUAAAUCCUCUUUUUAUGGCAAACUCGACCUGUUUUAACUACAUUCAAACACAGCUGACAUCUUAAGCAGGCUUUGUUGCAUCCUGCUUUGAGGUUCUGAUCCGAUCGUUAUGCUCUCACAGGCAGUGUCUUUUUAACUUUUUUCACGAGUUUGCAGUUCACCUCUUCCCUGGCAUUCCUGAGUUUCUUCAAAAAUUUCAUUCUUAUCAUCGUUGUGACGUUUCUUUUUUAAUAAUCUUAAAAGUUGUUAAUAAAACGGUGUGCAACUUGGGAAAA
This is a messenger RNA of Nematolebias whitei (Rio pearlfish), 6641 nucleotides long. It is a transcript of the gene znf106a, whose product is annotated as zinc finger protein 106a. Gene Ontology annotation, cellular component: membrane; cytosol. Gene Ontology annotation, molecular function: SH3 domain binding; RNA binding. NCBI's taxonomy places the organism in Eukaryota, Metazoa, Chordata, Actinopteri, Cyprinodontiformes, Rivulidae. The transcript is spliced from 19 exons. The record is from RefSeq and is a predicted model, not a curated record. The coding region runs from base 419 to 5410 and encodes 1663 amino acids.